CACAACUUUCCUUCAAACUGUCACACAACACCACAAUGGAGCAAACGAAGGCCCUAAACGCUCUCGAGGUACCAUCAUCGCAUUCUAUCUUAAAAUUAUCUACUAACCACCCAGUAGCCUUUCCUGGCCCUCACCAAAUCGGCCACCUCCCCACGCGCUGCCGCCGACCUAAUCACCCGCGCAACCAGCACACCCAAUACAUUCAUCUUCAGCGAGCUCCUCUCAACACCACAAAUCCAAUCUCUCUCCGCCUCCCCAGAGUACUCGUCGCAUCUAACGCUCCUCCAAAUCUUCAGCUAUGGAACAUACAACACCUACCAAACGACCCCCAACCUCCACUCCUUGAACACUGCACAACUUCUCAAGCUGCGCCAACUCACGUUCCUCUCCCUCGCGCGUACACCAUCUCAUCUUACGUAUGGAAAGCUGAUGGGGGAGCUGGGCAUGGCGAAUGCGAGGGAACUGGAGGACUUGGUUAUCUCGGCGAUUUACGCGGGUCUGGUUAUGGCGACGUUGGAUCCUUACCAUCAAGUCGUGCAUAUCUCUUCUCUCUCGCCGCUCCGUGAUCUGCAGCCUAAUUCUAUCCCUGGCAUGAUUUCAACCUUGAAUUCUUGGUCGCUGCGUUGUGAUUCUACGCUUGCCGAUUUGGAGAACCAGAUUGCGGGGAUUAAAGCUGCGGCGCUGCAACGACACCGUGAGGAAGUUGAGUGGGCGGCGGAGGUGGAGAGAUUGGGUGAGAAGGGGAAGUUGGAGUCUGUGGGUGCGGAGACGAAGGGGGGACUGGGAUCGUUGGUUCAGGGACUGGGUAGGAAGCUGGGAGGUGGGAAGAGGGGUGCGGCGGCGGAUGGGGAGGAGGAUUAUGAUAUGGAUGUUGAUGAGGAUGAGGAGGAGGUGGAGGGUAGGAGAAAUACGAGAUCGGCGAAGAAGAGAGGCUUUGGGGGAUUUGGAAAAUGAGUUGAUGAUAUCGUAGAGAUACUUGCAAGGGAAGGAAUGAGUGAUGGAUGGAUGAGAUAUGAUGGGUUUGAUGAUUGGGAUGGCGUUGGGGAGACUUUGGGGUUUAUGAUACAUGGUACCAUGAUGGUUAGAUGCAUUUACUUGCUGGACAUGAAUGAUGAGAUGAGG
Hymenoscyphus albidus is the source of this 1122-nucleotide messenger RNA. NCBI's taxonomy places the organism in Eukaryota, Fungi, Ascomycota, Leotiomycetes, Helotiales, Helotiaceae. The record is from the annotation of a GenBank genome assembly.